Molecule: messenger RNA, 14179 nt
Organism: Hermetia illucens (black soldier fly)
Lineage: Eukaryota; Metazoa; Arthropoda; Insecta; Diptera; Stratiomyidae
Gene: mask
Product: ankyrin repeat and KH domain-containing protein mask
Exons: 19
Coding region: 589-11613 (3674 amino acids)
Biological process (GO): innate immune response
Cellular component (GO): cytoplasm
Molecular function (GO): RNA binding; protein binding
Source: RefSeq, a predicted model, not a curated record
GCAUCCGGAAGACAUGAUGGCGAUUCAGCUCUGACUCGAUCAAAUGACGGACUGAAAGAAUUUUCGCUUUUUGCCAUUGAAAAGCCAAGAAAAAACUUGAAAUUGAGUUUCUCGAGUUGUACGAGGUUCCGCGAGUGUUUUGUAAAUAACGCGAGGUGAAGCAAGCGGUCCGGGAUUGGAGUCUCCGUCGAGAAAUUGCAAAGAAAAACUCUGCUCGGAAAACCUCUACUCGGUCGUUCGUUGAGUGUUCGAAGUCAUCAUCGUGUGGUGAUGUCGAAAACGGUCGAGUCGUAACAGCACAGCGGAGAAGCGAAAUGAAAGAAAAGUAGGAAAAUCUGAGUCUAGCAUUCGGGAAUGUUUGCACAGGAAUAGCGUGUGACGGACGAGACGAGACGAGCAGCGAAAAAGUGUGCAAAGUCGGAAAAUCGAAACGGAUUUGUGCUUGGUGCGGCCGCAGUGCGAAAGCUCGGCUCUCGGUGAGGAAUUCGAGGACGAGGAGUUAGAUUUUGGGUCCGUCGGGCGAAGCACAGUAGCAAGAUCGGGUGGAAAAAAGAAGGAAAAGUUAGCGAGCCAAGAAAAGUUGAAAAAAUGAAUUAUGAGGAAUCUGAUAAAAAAACCGAUGUGAAAGUGUGUGUGAAACCGAAACCGACGGCAACGGCAACGGCGACGAAUUCCACAAACACAGUGGCGCCCGCCGCAGCAACAACAACAAGCACGACGUCGUCGGGCUCGGCUCCGACGGCGGCGAAGAAUUCAAAGAAUAAGAGUUCGCGCAGUAGUGUUAGUAGUAGUCAUCAUAGUGUUGGUAGUUGUGUAAGUAGUAGUGGGGGUAGUAAUAGUAGUGGUGUACGUGGUGGUAGUGGUAAUGCAAGUGGCAAAAAUAUGUCGACGACGGCGACAGCGACAACAUCAACGACAGCGACCGUGGCUGCGGCCGCCGUCCAGAAAAGUCAGCAAAAUUCGAACUCGAACUCAUCGGCGGCGAAGAACGCAGUAAACUCGCAAAAGUCGGGCGCGUGCACGACCUCGUCGUCGGCGGGGCCGCCGCAGGCCGUGGGAUCGACAGCUGGGAUGCCAGCAGGAGUCGCGUCCACGACAGCGACCGCGACUCCGACAACUCUGCACCAUCAGCGGCCGCAGCAACAGAACCCGAUUUCGCUGGAGGCGGCGGCCGAGGCAGUGGCCGCGGCUGCGUCUGCAGCUUCAUCGUCAGCAAAACCUGUCAAUUUCCAUUCCUUUCCGCCCCUGGAGAACAUGGUGCGGAACAGUAAGUUUCCGCCGGACGGCGGAAGUGCCUCGGCCUCCUCGUCGACGACCGAUACCAUUCCGGAUCCAUUCGCGGCGACAGUUGCGGCCACCACGGAGCAUCUGCAGACCCGUGGCGUUACGGAUCUGUCCGAAUCAGACGAGGAAUCUGUCUCUGAGAUUCUUUUGGCAUGCUUGUGUCUAAGGCCAGAUCUUUUGGAUGAGAUCCCUGAUUCAGGCUCAGAGAGCUGCGGAAAUGACGUUGAUGGGAAUGAUGAUGAAGAUGAUGGUGAUGAUGAAGACGAGGAUGAGGAUGAUGAAGGUCGGGAAGCUAAUGAAGAGAAUUUCUUGCUUCAUAACACAGCGGCUGAUCAUAGUAGAAAACUAACAGAACUAUUUGAAGCGGCAGCAAAUGACAAAACAGUUUUGAGGCAUGCAACAUUAGCUAUCGAUGAAGCAACGCAAGCGCUAACGAAAAUGCGGGGCGCAAACAGCCCAAAAGAAAAAGCUAUUUUCUCCCGUACGCUUAUAGCCGCCUGUAAUGACAAUGAUGUUACAACAGUUAGGCAAUUAUUAGGAAAAAAUAGUAAUAUUCCAAUUAAUGAGUCAACAGAAGAUGGAGAGUCUCUUUUGUCAAUGGCUUGCUCAGCUGGCUAUUAUGAACUAGCCCAGGUUCUGUUAGCAAUGUCAGCGGCACAAGUUGAAGAUAAAGGACAAAAGGAGUGUACACCGUUAAUGGAGGCUGCAUCGGCUGGGCACGUUGACAUCAUUCGUCUUUUGAUUAGCCAUAAUGCAGAUGUGAAUGCACAAUGCGCCACCGGGAAUACUCCGUUAAUGUUCGCUUGUGCUGGUGGCCAUGUCGAAGCUGUCAAGGAACUAUUAAAGCAUGGAGCGAAUGUCGAGGAUCAAAAUGAAAACGGACAUACACCUUUAAUGGAAGCUGCGUCGGCCGGACAUGUCGAAGUUGCAAAGGUACUCCUGGAACAUGGCGCAGGCAUUAAUACGCACUCAAAUGAAUUCAAGGAGAGCGCUUUAACACUUGCAUGCUAUAAAGGUCAUCUGAACAUGGUACGGUUUUUGUUGCAAGCAGGUGCCGAUCAAGAACAUAAAACGGACGAAAUGCAUACGGCCUUAAUGGAAGCUUCAAUGGAUGGUCAUGUAGAAGUUGCCCGACUAUUACUUGAUUCUGGAGCUCAAGUGAAUAUGCCAACUGAUUCAUUCGAAUCACCAUUAACUCUUGCAGCAUGUGGCGGUCAUGUUGAACUUGCCACAUUGCUAAUAGAGCGCGGUGCAAAUAUUGAAGAAGUGAAUGAUGAAGGGUAUACUCCUUUGAUGGAGGCAGCUCGAGAAGGACACGAGGAUAUGGUUGCAUUACUUCUAUCGAAAGGCGCAAACAUAAAUGCUACUACGGAAGAGACACAGGAGACUGCGUUAACGCUAGCAUGUUGUGGUGGCUUUAUGGAAGUUGCCGAGUUCCUAAUAAAACAAGGAGCCGAUUUGGAGCUUGGAGCGUCAACUCCUUUAAUGGAGGCGGCGCAAGAAGGUCAUACGGAUUUGGUUCGCUAUCUGUUGGAGAACGGUGCGAAUGUGCAUGCCCAGACACAAACAGGUGAUACAGCUUUAACACAUGCUUGUGAAAACGGUCAUACUGAUGCUGCGGAAGUGCUGCUUUAUUAUGGCGCUGAGCUCGAGCACGAAUCCGAAGGUGGUCGUACGCCUUUGAUGAAAGCUUGUCGUGCUGGACAUCUAUGUACCGUGAAAUUUCUGAUCAGCAAAGGCGCAGAUGUUAACAAGCAAACAACUAAUAAUGAUCAGACGGCUUUGUCUCUGGCAUGUGCUGGUGGUCAUCAACAGGUUGUGGAGCUUUUGUUGAAAAGCGGAGCUGACCCGUGUCAUAAAUUAAAAGACAGUAGCACGAUGUUAAUAGAAGCAGCGAAAGGUGGUCAUAUACGAGUUGUGGAGACUCUUUUCAAGUACGAACAACUGGCAAUGAAUAACCAAGUACAAGAUGCCACUGCGGCUCCGGCUGCUCUGAAUAACGAUACUCGUCAGUUGCAAACGUUCAAUCUUCCAAUGCAGAAGCCAAUGCAACUGACCGGGCCACCUGGCCUGCACGAUGUCCCCGAAGCCGUACGUGUAUCAAACCAGCAAAAGAUUCUCCAGCAGUUCUUUGAAGACCCACUUAUCACAAACACCCCCGAAGGUUUUGUUAUGGAUCCGAAUUCACGAGAUUUACAACAAGAACAACAGCAACAGCAACAACAACAAAAUGAUCCCUUGUACAAUAAAAUGCGUCUUUUUCCAAUGCAUGCAGCAGCAGCGGCUGGCGGCUUAGAAGAUGGGCUAGCGCACGGUUUAUCUCAACCAAGUUUUGUCAAUCAAAUUUUAAGCCAUACCAAACAGCAUCAGUCUCAACAACAACAACAACAAAUUAGCAACAACACCAACAACAUUGCCACCACAAAUAAUAACAAUAAUAACAAUGUAAACAACAACAAUACUACCAACAAUCAGAAUAACACUUCGGGAAAUUUAACUAAGCAAAAAAGUUUAUUGCGAAAGAAUCGUCAAGCUCCGGUACCAUUUGAAUUGAAUUUAACAAAUUCAGAAGUUCAACAAGUUAGAUCACAGCCAUUGGGUGAAGAUGAUGCAAAUUCAUUUUAUAUAUCAGCUGCAAAACAACAGCAACAACAACGAAAAAUGAUUGAGGAAUUUCAGAAGCUGGACAGCUCAUUUCAACGGGCCAACAUUCAGCUGACAUGUGACGGUAAUGGACCACCUUCAACGCUUUUGCCAUCCGCCUACGUGGACUUAACAACAGCGCCUGGUCAAGGAAUUUUAAAUAGUGCAGACGGCAUGCAUUUUGCUGCUUCUAGUGGUGCACCCAUGAUAUUGGGUGUUAAUCCUACAGGAGCUACUACCAUGCAGUCGGCCACACUUGCUUCACUUGUCCCAGGCGGUGUAAAUAAGGCUGGCCACGAUCCAAACAAUUCCUUUUUACUCGCUACAUCUCUACCAGCCACUAUUCAAGCCUCAGCAGCAUCGGUAGCAGGAGUUGGCUCUAUAAAUUCUCAUCAUGUUACUAGAAUUCAGCCGCAUAUGAUAAAUGUUUCUGCUUCUUCCACCAAUGCUGGGGCCGGGCCGUCAUCUGGUGUCGUCGGUUCAUCAUCAUCCACUACUCAAACGGUAACGCCAACUCAAAUAACAACACCAUCAGAAGUAUCCCAGAGUACAGCUAUCAGUGACCGGCCUAAAGUUAAGCCAGUUUCUAAGAAGGAUGGGAAGAAUUUGCGUAAGGCGGCAACAACUACGGUUCUGCAGCAAAACCAGAUGGUGUCCAUCUACAAUAAUCUACCGCUGCUAUUGACUACUGAGCCGAGCUACCAAUCACAUCAUCAGCCAGUGAAUGAUGGAUCAACCAUACUUGCCACAAUGAGUGGUGGUGUGAUGCCUAAUGUUGAGCAUAUCCUAAAUCCACCACCAAGUGAGCAGCAAUCAGACAACAACGGUGACUCGUCAGAGGAGCCAAUUACGACCAUUUUGCAGCAAAGGCAAAUACUGUCGGCUUAUGAUAUCAAACAGCAUGAGGACUUGUAUGGAAAUAUGAUAACCGAAAUGAUGGCGUCGUCGGCGUCGGCUUCGUCAUCUAGCUGUGAUUCUGCAGCGUCGUCUACAACAGACCAUGAAGAGCAGCUAAGCAAGCUGCCGAUCAAUUGCCAAUGGAAUCGUAAAGUUUUGCAAAUGGUUACUCAGAUGCCGAAUUACCCUCUGCAAAUAGCUCAACGCUUGAUUGAUCCGCAACCGAAAUCGCCAUCGGAAACUCCACCAUUGGGCGACGAUGACAAUGAUAACGACACCAAGACGCCCGAUUCACCUACUAAAACUGCUACCAAUUUUAUUCUUGAAGAUACUGACUAUGUUGAUCUACCGCACGUCUUUCACGAAGCUGUCCAUGAAUUCCGUACUAGCGAUUUAAAUGCAUCGGAAAUCGUUCAAGUACUUCAACCCAUUUCGAAUUUGAUUCCUCAUAAAGGAGGAUCCCUUAAUAACGUUCAACAACGUCAACUAACUAUCCAACAACAACCAGACAAAUCACAACAUGGCCAGAGCACUUAUAUAGCCCAGGAAGAACAUUUCCAUAUGUUCCCGGUCGAGGAUUCGGACGGCGAAGCAAUUGGUGAUUGUGGAAUUUACCCGGCACUGGGUGAAUCGCUUGAAUCAUUCAGUGCAGAGGACGAGGCGAAUAGGGAGCAAAUUUGCAGUUAUGAACUUGGCUUGAGUGAUUGCAUGGAGGAGAUUCUGAAUGUGUUUCAAGGAGAUCCAACACUUCAGGAAAUCGCUACGAACUUGAACUCGGAGUUUACGGAAUACAACAGCAUGCAAGCGCUAUGUAGAAACCGGUGGAACCCGGGACCGUGGAUGCCAACAACGUCUCAACUGCAAGAGGCCGAGUUGUUACGCGGAAAUUUCUGCUUAAGCGAUGAUCCAAACGAUCAACGACAAGCCAACCAACUAACACUGGAAGAGAAACUAAUGCAACAUCGUUUCUCGGUUGAAGACAUGCAAAUAAUUAAUCAGUACCAUAGCCAGCAAGCAACACUGUCACUGAUGCCAACAACAGAGUUAGAACAACAGCAACAACAACCGCCCAACAUUGGAAUCCAGUCACUGCCAGCCCAAUCGGGAUUAUUACAAACUCAACAACAACAACAACAAUCUCAAUCGAAUGCCACAACUAGUUCCGCAAAUGUCUCGUCACCUUUAGUUCAAGCUAAUACGACCGGUAUUCAGCAAUCGCAACAAAGCCUUCAGCAACAACAGCAACAGCAAACAUUGUCUGGUGAUGCCCAACAGCAGACAAAGUUUGUUUUCAAUGUUGACGCGGAUAAACCAUCGCAAUCGUUGCAAUUGCUAUUCCAAUUACCAGGACAGACCGGUCCACAACAACAGACAUCCACCAUUUCAGCCCAACAACAGCAGAUCUGUCCUACAUCAAAUCUUCCUCACGUUCCCAAUACGAACGCAGUCCGACAUCAUGUUCAAACGCAACUAUCCCAGCAGCAGCAAAUACAGCAGUUGCAACAUUGUGCCCAACAUUCGCAGCAAGUUCAAGUUGCCACUCAAACUCAGCAACAGCCCGCUCCCGGUUAUGUUCCUGCCGUCGCGCGGCAGUUUUGUGCCUCUAACACCACUCUGGAUGGCAGUAAUGUAACUGAACAGCCCACAAAUCUUGUUAAGUCAACCGGCAAUGCUACCGGAGCCUCCAAAAAGUCUGACAAAAUUUCUCGAAAAGAACGAAAUAAGUACACUGUGAUGCGUCAAGCGCCUGCUGGAAGCCAAGCUAACACUACCCAACAAUAUACUCCGCAAGGACCAGUACAAAGCAUUGAGAAAACCAUCGAUGUUGACUCCGAGACUGAUUCCAAUCAUGACACGGCAUUGACUUUAGCCUGUGCCGGUGGACAUGAGGAGUUAGUGGAGUUACUAAUAAAUCGAGGUGCAAAUAUUGAACAUCGCGACAAGAAAGGAUUCACGCCGCUGAUCCUAGCUGCUACAGCUGGCCACGAAAAAGUAGUGGACAUACUGUUAAAACAUAAUGCCGAUCUGGAAGCACAAUCGGAACGUACGAAAGAUACUCCUUUGUCGUUGGCCUGUUCAGGAGGUCGAUACGAGGUAGUAGAACUUUUACUUAACGUCGGUGCUAACAAGGAGCAUAGGAACGUAUCUGAUUACACGCCUCUGAGCCUAGCUGCAAGUGGCGGGUAUGUGAACAUAAUAAAGCUAUUGCUGAAUCACGGUGCCGAAAUUAAUUCGCGUACCGGAAGCAAACUGGGAAUAUCACCAUUGAUGUUGGCUGCCAUGAAUGGUCAUACUGCUGCUGUGAAAUUGCUGCUCGAUAUGGGAUCCGAUAUAAACGCCCAAAUCGAAACGAACCGAAAUACUGCUUUGACCCUUGCUUGCUUUCAAGGUCGUCAUGAAGUGGUUAGUCUUUUGUUGGACCGAAAGGCAAAUGUUGAGCAUCGUGCGAAAACCGGACUUACUCCCCUAAUGGAGGCUGCUUCAGGGGGUUACAUAGAGGUUGGACGAGUUCUUCUUGACAAAGGCGCCGAUGUGAAUGCCGCUCCAGUACCUACAUCACGAGAUACAGCUUUAACUAUUGCAGCCGAUAAAGGCCACCUGAAGUUCGUUGAAUUACUUCUUUCUCGUGGCGCUGCCGUGGAGGUUAAGAACCGCAAGGGUAAUUCUCCCUUAUGGUUAGCAGCCCACGGUGGUCACUUGGCGGUAGUAGAAGUGCUCAGUGGUCACGGUGCUGACAUUGAUUCACAAGAUAAUCGUAGAGUUUCUUGUUUGAUGGCCGCAUUCCGCAAGGGUCACACGAAAGUGGUGAAGUGGAUGGUGCAGCACGUAACGCAGUUCCCAUCAGAUCAAGAGAUGACUCGCUUCAUCAACACUAUCAGUGACAAGGAGUUGUUGGAGAAGUGCUACGACUGCGUGAAAAUUAUACGAGCUGCGAAGGAAGCGCAAGCGGUGAAAGCUAACAAGAAUGCUUCAAUUUUGCUUGAAGAAUUAGAUAUGGAGCGAACGAGAGAGGAAAGUCGUAGAGCUGCGGCAGCUCGACGCCGGGAACGCAAGAAGAAGAAGAAGUUGGAGAAGAAAGAAGAGAAGCGAAAAAUGAUGGAAAACAAUAGUGUUGAGCCACAAGCAGCUGAGAAGGAAUCAGAAAAGGAAGAGGAUAGUGAAAAAGAGGAGGAGAAUGUGGAAUUGAAUCAGAAUCAUGACCGUGAAGAAGGUGAUUCUGGAAUCGAUCAAGGAUCGUGUUCGAGCACUGAUAUGAAAACCAACAACGGUCAGGCGGAUAAAAAUAGUAAAACGAAAAAUAAAAAGAAACAGAAAAAUCAAAAUCAAUCAGGAAAUGUUAGGGGUUCGAAUAGUCCUUUGCUUGUUCAGCGCGAAGAACCACAGCCGCAAUCGAGUAAGCAAAAGAAAGAAGAGCCUAUCAUAGGUACCAAGAACAAAAAGGAGCAACCCCAGCAGCCUAGCAAUACCAAAAACGAAGUGAAGAAAACUAAUGAGAAACAACCUGUUGAACCUGCAGUCACUGCUAAGAAAGAGGAACCUAAGAAGAAAGAUAUCAUCAGCAAGGAUGUAUCCACCAGAAACAAAGACAAGGAAAAGGAGAAAGAAAACCUGGCACCGAAAGAUGAUACAUCGAAGCCACCAAAAAUCGCUGAGAAGAAACACGAGAAUACAAGUGUUACUGGAGGUCAAAUGCAGAAGCAUCAUUCAACACAGGAAACUGUACAAGCUACACCUGCCGCCAUUGCACCUGCUACAACCAAUCGGAAAUCGUUAAUCUUCUCAGCCAGACAUCCCGUGGAUAAUUCGGGCAGUAAACUCAAUGCGAACACUAAGCGCGAGGAUGGGUGGAAAGAAGUGGUAAGGAAAAGUUCUAUUCAACAGCAAACUGUGACCACCACAUCCACCAGCGUUCCAGAGAUCAUAUGCAAAAAAGUUCAAGUUCCUGUACAUGCUAUAUCUCGAGUAAUUGGCCGAGCGGGCAGCAACAUAAAUGCUAUUCGCGCUUCAACAGGUGCUCAUAUCGAGGUUGAGAAGCAAGGUAAAGCGCAAAGUGAUCGCUGCAUUACAAUUAAAGGUUCAUCUGAUGCCACAAAGCAGGCACACUAUCUCAUAACCACUUUGAUUAAGGAUCCGGAUGUGGACAUUUUACAAAUGUUACCAAGGCCAAAUAUCCCGUCGAAGUCUUCACCUGUAGUGGUGAAUUCAUGGGACAAGAACAGCAGCUCAACGUUUGUAGAGUUCACUUCAAACAAUCCUAGCACGAUUGCAAAUGCAACGCAGAAAGCUAGUAGCAAAUCAUCAAUUCAAAAUCCAUCUUUAGGAUCCGGAGGAAAAAUUUCAACGCCAAUAAGCGCAGUUGGAGGGGGAAGUACUAAGUCGAUUUCAUCCUCUUCAUCACGUCAGCCGCCAGGAUCUAAGCAAGGUUUUAUCCCGCCUUCACAAAGUUCUAGAUCAUCGAGUACCCAGGCUCACUCUUCUACAUCGCUGGGAGGUGCAACAAGCCGUUCAGCAGGUGGAGAAAAGACUUCCCUGAUAUCUCAAAUCAGAGCAUCUGCUGCUGCAAUGCAGUCUUCUGAUUCUCUAAACAGCACUACGAAAACAACAAUGUCCUAUACUAACGCUAUAAUGUCGCUAAAGAACGUCGGACCUAAGCCGGCAGGAAGUUCGACAUCAACCCAUCAAUCGUCUCAAUCUCAAAUGCAACCCAUUGGAACGUUUGCCUCGAAAUUGUCAGGUGGAAGUGGCAGCACUGAGAAGAAAGCGUCCCAACUGUCAAAUCAAUCCCAUUCUCAGGCAUCAAGUACGUCGCAGGGAUCUGCCUCGCAUGUACCAAACGUUGGAAAGUCAGUAACUUCUUUCCCAUCCUCUUCUUCCUCUGAUGAUUAUUAUUAUGGAAACAUGGCACCGGUUGGUUCCCGAAGGCCAACAAACGCCUUAGGCAAAAACUCUGCUUCGAAGCAGAACUAUUCAGGAACGUUCACAUCAGCAUCAUCAGAAGCAACUACAAACACGUCAACGUCGACGAGUUCAAGUGGUCGGUCCAUUACACCGAUCGGGCCACCGUCAAGUGCGAAUCGAAAUAUUUCUUCACCAUCACUUCAGAUUGCGCCGCCAAGCUCUAGUAGUAAUAUUGCAGACUGUUCAGCAGCAGUGUCGGCAUCGUCUUCUGGUGUUGCAGCUGCUUUGUCUGUUUCAUCAAGUGCGCUGUCUAAUCAGACACCUGGACUGCCACAACUGCCUACUAAAAUAAGUCAAGAAUAUUCUUUGUUCAACAGCUCUUACAGCAACCAGUGGGACGCAAAGCAGUCAAUGUACGAUCCCACUGAAAACGACUCUCUGCCAAAGGCAGAUGCUUCUAAGGCACCAGGCUACAAUCGUGGAAACGUGAUGAGUUCACCAGUUAGUUCGAAAACGUCAAGCAACUCAACUACACCCCCGGGAAGUUCUGUUCAAACGCCAGGACAACAAUCCCAGCAUUUGAAUAUCCUGCCUGUAUCUGCAGUUUCGGCUGCAACAUCACCAGGAGGAGCGUCGCAUUCAAAUGUAGCCGCCUCACAAGCAGGCGCGAUUUCUUCGCAGACGGCACCUGAAGUGUACACCACAACACCGAAUGAUUUGAAUUUGAGUGUUCUGAAGCCACCCAGUCAGGCUCCAAUUCCACCUCCUCCAGCCAGUGGACUAGCUAUUCAACGGCCAAUUAUGAGCAAUAAUUCAUUGCAAAAUCGCACCAACAUGGCACUAGAUAAUAACUAUGGACCAAUUGGAUCAUCGGCAAUACGUGAUCAAAAUCCAGCUUCGAAUUCCAGGAGCUACUUCGAUCCAAUGAAUAAUCCCACCCUCAAUCAACAUUCGAUCGGAUCCUUCUCCGAUCCAAUGUCACAACAGUAUCAUCCUGUUGGUAUUAACGUUAAUCAAGGCAACCCACUGCAGUUAUCACGACUCAACCCCCGCGCAUCAGUAUUUUCGCAACAGAACAAAUCAUCGCAACAACUAGGCGGAAUGUUUCAUCAAAGCUCAUCGAACAUAGGUUUGAGUAAUUACCAGAAAUUGCCAACGGUUGGAAAUCAAAAUACAGUACCACCUUAUAACCAACCGCCACCAGGAAGACCUCAGUCUCAGCCACAAGCCGGUUCGAAUGCACGGUGGUUUUCGAAUGAUCCAAGUGGCUACAGCGGCUAUGGUAUGCCUACCGCACGAGAUAUGCUAAAUUUGGAGAAUGGAAUGCCUAACAUGAGUUCAGGCUCCCCAGCUGCUAUGUCACCCAAUAAUCCCCAGCAACCCCAAACGAAUGGUAUUAUAUCUAACCAGCCACCAAAUCAACCGCCUCCACCGAUAGGCAGUGGUGGUGAGGACAAUCGAAAAAUGCCACGACCAAUUGGUACGGAGCGUGCCAGCUGGAAGUAUAAUCACUAUCCAAAUAUGAACCUUGUGGAACCGGAACAGAAUAUAGCAGUGACAGCUGCAGCAGCUGCUGCUGCUGCUGUAACUGGACCGUUGCCACCUUGGGUAAUGGAUAAGUCUCAAGCACAACCACCAGCCAUGCAACAAAACUGGCAAAAAUCUCAUCAGCGAUUUUAUGUUGGCGAUAUGCAUCAACAAGAUCAUUUUCAUAUCAUGGACUAUCAUAAUGUAGUUCCACCGCCAACUGUCAACUCAACUCUGAAUUUAAUGCAGCCACUACAAUAUCCGCAUUUCAUAGGACACGCCGGAGAUAUGGCUCCUAUGACUGAGAAAAUUGAGCUUUGGGAACAGGAAAAUCACGGAUGGUCUUCAAACUGGACUAAUUGAAGUAAUGUCAAACUGAAAUUUUGAAAACUAUUCGUUAGUACCUACGACAUUGUGCAGCAGUCAAGACAACAUCUGCUUAAUUUAUCUUUGUUUGUGUGUGUGUUUAGUAAAGAAAAAAAUCAAUACAAUAAUUUGCAUUGGAACGAAAACUUGAACUUUACUCGUCGUCGCCGUUUAUCAAUUGUUCUAAUUAGUAAUUGAUACAUUUAACCUAGAGAUGAUGAUGAUUCAUUGCCGGUUAUUAUUUUUUUCUCAUUAGAAUCAUGAUUUUUUUUCUGUUUUUUUCAUAGUAAUCAAGGAAACGGUAUUGAAAGCAACUCGAAAAUAAUUGAGAGAAAUACUUUUGUUAAUAUAAUAAUAUACAUACUUAUAAAAAUUGUGUAAAGAAAAUCAUUUAUUUAAAUUGCGUAGGAAGAAUGAUUGAAAGAGAUACAUUCUGAUUACACUAUACACUUGGAUUUGAACAAUACAGUGUUCUUCAUGAUAUCUUAUUACUUUUUUUCCUAACCAUUGUAACAUGUCCUGACUAACCGUUUCGCUAUGCGUCGUAGUUGGCGUAGUUUUUUCCACGAUAUGAUGUCUGCUGAGAGCGCGCAUGCAAUGCGUUUCAAAUCAAUGUAUCCCUGCUGUAUCCGAGAGCUGACAAUGCUAAGAUCCCGACGACUUGCUUCCUUUUUCCGAAGCAUUUUGGACCAGCCAAUCUGCCAACGGACGGGGGCAUGUUGUCCAGGCGGUCUUAGUUGGAGCGGCUCAUCUCAUUUUUGACUUUCAAUCAACUUAACACUUGGAAUAACGUCGGUCGAACGAUCCCCGAUAGAAGAGAACAUAAGAAAUUGCUUAAUAGAGAUUUUAUCUUGUAUUUUCAUUUGGAUAAAAAAAAAAACAAAUAUAGUAGCUUCGUGAUUUUGAUGAUAGGAAACAUAAUGCAAAUUUAAAGUCGAAAAUAAUAAAGCAUAAAUACUUAUCCACCUCCGAAUUCUGGUUGAAUUUAAAGUAAAAUAAUUAUUAUAGUAGUCAUGGAGAAAAAUUUGCUAUUAAAUGGGUUUAAAGUAAGAAACGCGUGCAUAAACUAUUAUACUAAGAAAACUUAAAGAAGUAUGAUCUAUACUCGUAGAUUAAACUGAAAAUUAAAAAAAAAGAAGAGCAUAAGCACACACACAUUCAUAUUUAAAACGAAACUAUACAGAUACGAAGAUAGAAAGGCAAAAUAAAAAGACGUAGAGCUGAGAAUUUGAGUUGAUUAAAUAGGAGUCGCGCUUGGCUUGAGUGUGCCGGUGGUCAUUUCACGUAUCUUUCACGAAUUUAGUUUUGCGGUUGGUUGCCGGCGGGAGGUGUAUUUGAUUAGUUAACUUUUAAGGUGGGGUUAGCCUGUUUUAAGUUCUGCUUUGUUCCCCCAUUUCAAUAUCUUACCCACACGCUAGAGAAAACAAUAGAAUAGAAUGAAUCUCGUAUCAACAUUAGCUGAUUUUUGAGAGCUUUUCCAAAUUAUUAUUGCCUUCAUUCCAAAAGUAUUUCACUUUUUGGAGGACAGAUGAGAAUAGGAUCAUGCCGUGGACGUAAAUCAAUUUGAGAUUACGUUCGCUAUGUGAUUGAGAAUUAUUGUUGAUUUGAAUGUACGAUACGGGAUGUCAGUUUUGCUGCUUUGGCAUAACAGAUACUUUACCAUGGCGGAAGUUAAAACUCUGACUAUCAUACACAUGCAUUAAAUAGAUGAUAGAUCGUUUGGGCAAAUCUUCAUAGUGUACAGAACAUCAAACAUUAUUUUCGUUAGUUUCACUGUGCUUGGAAACUUCAUAGCCAUUGCAUAAAAAGCCACAUUAUGGCGGUAGGAGAAUAAACAAUACAUAUACGGUAUUUUGGUACAUUUCUCGUGUUGAAAAUACGUUCACACAACCUAUAUUUUGCUUUAAUCGAGCGGUCGCAAGUUGACAACAACAAGCAUGCUUAAAGAUUUCUUUCUUUUCUUUGGAAACUCCGCCCGGAGUACAAUUUCACUGGGGCUUCGCCAUACGAUGGGCUGAAAUAUGGUUGAAUCUCUGGGGAUAAUUUUUUUACAGAAAUCUAUUCUCUAUACAUCAAGCAGAUGGUUUGCUUAAGGAACUGAAUUACAGACUAUACUUCCAGAUUGGGCACUGGACUGUAUGUAAUCUGGAACAUUCAAAGUACUGAGUUUACCACAAAACCCGAAUCUGCAUUUUCCCUUUCUCAAUGAAACGCCAUUUUGAUGUGUAAGCGACUUGCGACCGUCUUCAGUCUUUGAAAUUACGCUAGCAUGUUCAUUUGAAGUGAAGCAUUAUUAUUGCAAACGAAUCGAUAUUUCAAAAAAUAUAUGAAACACAACAUCAAGUUCAACUUAUCAAAAAAGAUGUUGAAUUAAAAAACAAAAUAAACAUAAAAAAUAUCUAAAAAGAAAAUCUAGCCAGAGAGCUAGCUAUUGCAAGUAAAAAAAGGAAACCGAUCUUUGUUUUUUAUUAUUAUUUUAAUAGGAUGGAGAAUUGUAAGGAAACGAUAACUAAUAAACGAUAGGCAUUCUUUUUUUAUUAUAUUACAAGAGAAGAAAAAAGAG